AACUUUAGACGCCUUGAAAGAUGAAAUACAUGCUACCUGCCUAUCAUUCUAGUCUAUAUGCAAAGUUCCACGUCCGAUUAUCACAUGCGUAUCCGUAUUGUGUCGCUAAUCACUAAAGGCAGAAUUUUAAAAAACUGAGAGAUUGGUAUCUUUUGAUAUAUUGUUGGGUUGAAUAUGUUCUGGCAAUCACAAUCAUUGUCCACGCACACAGCUUUUGCUUCAACUGAGUAGUUUCUUUGUCUCUUUCCAGGGUACUUUUGUGUAAUUUUCUGAAUCUUUGGCUCUGUCUAUCAAUUUUUGCAUCUGGGUUUUUUUGAAUUUUUGGGGGAAAAUGGUUGUGGAGGAAAUCAGAGGAAAAAGUGGGGGUGAGAACGGAAAUUAUGACAAUUUCCCAGUGGGUAUGCGUGUUCUUGCGGUUGAUGAUGAUCCAACUUGCUUGAGGUUAUUGGAAACUCUACUUAGAAAAUGCCAGUAUCAUGUUACAGUGAAGAGCCAGGCAAGGGAGGCACUGCAGAUUUUGAGAGAAAACAAAGACAGAUUUGACCUGGUAAUCAGUGAUGUACAUAUGCCGGACAUGGAUGGUUUUAAGCUUCUGGAGCUUGUUGGCCUUGAAAUGGAUCUUCCUGUCAUCAUGCUGUCUGCAAAUAGUGAUCCCAAACUUGUCAUGAAAGGGGUUACUCAUGGUGCUUGUGAUUAUUUGGUGAAACCCAUCCGAAUUGAGGAGCUGAGGAAUAUAUGGCAACAUGUAAUCAGGAGAAAAAAGUUUGACUCCGGCAAGCAGAACAAAUGUACCGAUCAAAUCAAUAAUUGUCAAGCAAGUGGACAAGGUCAAAUGUCUCUAAUGACAGGCACUGUGGAUCAGAACGGGAAAUUUAAUAGAAAGAGGAAAGAUGACGAUGAUGAGAGUGAAGACAAUGGAGAUGAAAAUGAAGACCCUGCUACACAGAAGAAGCCUAGAGUAGUCUGGUCUAUAGAGCUUCAUAGGAAAUUUGUUGCAGCUGUGAAUCAAUUGGGCAUUGAAACAGAAGCUGUUCCUAAAAGAAUACUCGACAUGAUGAAUGUCGAAGGGCUCACCCGGGAAAAUGUAGCUAGUCAUCUCCAGAAGUAUAGGCUUUACCUGAAAAGGAUCAGUUCAGUCGCAACCCAGCAAGCAAACAUGGCUGCAGCACUGGGGAUUAAGGAUUCCCCUUUUGUGCGUAUGAGUUCACUAGACCGGCUUGGAGAUUUUCGAAAUUUGGCUGGAUCAGGAAGAUUUGCAAAUACUGCUUUAUCACCUUAUUCAGCAAAUGGCAUGCUUGGUAGACUAAAUAGCCCUGGUGGUGUUAACCUUCAUAAUCUUACUUCAUCUGCACUAAUCCAACCAAAUCAUGCACAAAACUUGAGCAACUCCAUGAGUAAUGCGGGGAAAUUUCAUCCAGUUAUAACACCUGGAAGUCAAAAUGGCAGUUUAUUUCAAGGAUCAUUGGAAAUGGACCAGUUACAAAAGAAUAAGUGCACUACAGAAAUCACAAACUUCAAUUCUAUGGAUGAUUCAAGAAUGUUUACAGCUGCCAGCGCAUUCACGAAUACUGGAGAAGCAAUUGGUAGUUCAAGCAACUAUUUAAAUGGUGACCCAAAUAAUCUUAUGAUGUUACAUGGUAACUCCCAGCAAGCACUGAGCGGAGGAUUUGGAAAUCAGUCUUCUCUCAACAUGGCCUCAUUUAAUGCAGAAUCCUUAAAUGGUGGUGUUGGUCAAUCCUCCAAUUUUCUGGAUCAUGGUAAAUUUAAUGAGACCUGGCAGACAAUUCAACUGCCUAAGGUGCAGUCAAAUACUUUAUUCUCUGCUGAGCAUUUACAGGAUCAGUUGCCUCUCAAUACUGUAAGAGACAACAAUUCUUCAAACAGUCCUCAUUUACAGAACAACCCUCUUGAUAUUUCUUCCACCACCAUGGCUUCACGACCUCUUGAGGAUUCAAGAGGAGAGAUUCAAUUUCAAGAAGGAUUGGUUGGUCAAAACUCGGACACUAUUUUUGGUUCCUUCGACUUUAAUAUUCCUGCCAAUGGAAAUCUGCCUCCCUCGAGCAAGAGUUUGGACCAAAGUACUGGAAUCUUCAACAGAAAGAUGGAAAUGGUCGUAAAUAGUAGGUUGCCUGGAGGUGCUUCUACUCUUAUGCAGCGGAAUGAGAUUGAACAAUCAAAUACUGACUCUAGAAGGUCUAACGAGAACUUUCUUUUGGAGCAAGCAAAGCUGCAAGGUGGUUUUGUUUCUCAAAGUUACGGUUCAUUGGAUGAUUUAGUGAAUGCAGUGGUCAAACGGGAACAAGACGGAAACAUAUCAGAUGGCAAUUUCGGGUUUGAUGAUUACUCGUUUGGACCAGGAAUAUGAAGCUUCAUUGGCAACUAGUUUAUGUGAAAAGUAGAGUUUCCAAAUCCAUCUUUUCUUCCAAAACUUUUUUAGUUGUUGAAUUAGUUGCAACUUUGUAAUUACAAUAGCUUGUUAGCUGUUGCUUGUUUUCUUGAAGAACACUUUGUUAGUUGUCCUAUAAACUAUGCAUGAGUAACUAAAAAAUCUGGGAUAUUUCUUUUGGCCUA
Messenger RNA from Olea europaea var. sylvestris, 2571 nucleotides. Its product is annotated as two-component response regulator ARR12-like. NCBI's taxonomy places the organism in Eukaryota, Viridiplantae, Streptophyta, Magnoliopsida, Lamiales, Oleaceae. Gene Ontology annotation, biological process: phosphorelay signal transduction system; cytokinin-activated signaling pathway. Bases 332 to 2365 code for a protein of 677 amino acids. The record is from RefSeq and is a predicted model, not a curated record. Gene Ontology annotation, molecular function: DNA-binding transcription factor activity; DNA binding. The transcript is spliced from 6 exons.